CGCGAUUUUCUCGGAGAUGUGUGUUGUUUACAAUCGCAUUGCGUUUUUAGAUUAAUUUCGAUUGAGGUAGUCUAGGGUUUGAUCAAAUCUAUUUGAAUCUGGUUUUACACGGGCAUGCUUAACCUCGAGGAAGGCCCUGUAACAUGCUAUCUCUGCCACCACACAUUCGCAGAUCCUUCCUCCGUUCUUGUUCCUCUAUAGCCGCCACUGCUCUUACAUCCACCUCUCACGUCCCACCUGAAUCCAACCACAAGGAUCCUGCUCUCGUCAAGCUUAAAUCCGAGAGAGACCCUGAGAAGCUAUACAACCUCUUUAAAUCCAACGCUACUAACCACUUGGUGGUUGAAAACCGUUUUGCUUUUCAAGAUACGGUUUCAAGAUUAGCCGGAGCAAACCGGUUUGAUUACAUCGAGGAGCUUCUUGAGCAUCAGAAGACGCUUCCACAAGGGAAGCGUGAAGGCUUCAUCGUUAGGAUUAUUAUGUUGUAUGGUAAAGCUGGAAUGAUAAAGCAUGCUUUGGAUAGUUUCUAUAAUAUGGAUUGCAAGAGGACUGUUAAAUCUUUCAAUGCGGCUCUUAAAGUCUUGACUUUGAAACCUGAUCUAGACACUAUUCAGGACUUUCUUGGUGAUGUUCCGUUGAAGUAUGGGGUUGUAAUGGAUGUUGUUUCUUUUAAUAUUGCUAUUAAGUCUCUCUGUGAGAUGGGGUUUCUUGAUAAAGCUUCUUUGGCGAUGAAGGAGAUGGAGAAGUUUGGGUUAAAGCCUGAUGUGGUCACGUAUACGACGCUUAUCUCUGCUUUUUACAGGCAGGACAGGUAUGUGAUUGGGAAUGGACUGUGGAAUUGUAUGGUGCGUAAGGGAUGUAAGCCUAAUCUCACUACCUUUAAUGUUAGGAUUCAGUUUUUAGUGAAUAGGGGACGAGCUUGGGAUGCUAAUGAUCUGUUGAUGUUGAUGCCGAAACUUCAGAUGGAGCCGGACAGUGUGACGUAUAAUAUGGUUAUCAAAGGGUUUUUUGUAGCGGGAUUUCCUGAGAUGGCGGAGAGAGUUUAUACAGCUAUGCAUGGUAGAGGUUACAAACCUAAUGUGAAGAUUUAUCAGACGAUGAUUCAUUAUUUGUGUAAGGCAGGGAAGUUUGAUUUGGCGUAUACGAUGUGUAAGGAUUGUAUGAGAAAGAAGUGGUACCCGAAUUUGGAUACAGUUGGUGUGCUGCUGGAUGGGCUUGUGAAGAAGGGUCAGGUUGAUCAGGCUAAGGUGAUAAUGGGGUUGGUUCGGAAACGAGUUCCUCCUUUCAGCUCAAAACAGUUGCUCUCUCUGGAGUCUAUUUUGUAACGGUGUUUACAUGAAGUUUGUUGCAUUGACACGAUAAUGGGGGAUCAAUGGAUUCUCUUACUUUCUCCAGAGCUUCUCUUGUAUAGUUGUGGUGGAAUUGGAACAUGGGUCUAGUCCCAUAUUAGGAGGCACUAACAUCUUCUUUUUAGCAGAUUUCAACUAUUUGUUCUUCCAACGUUAUUGAGGCUCAGGAUGCUCCAAUGAAUACUGACUGCGAGGAGCAAUUUGGCAUACGCAGAUAUGUGGCCAAUCUUUCGCACAGAAAGACAUGGAUAGGAAAUUUGUUUGGUGAUGCACACACACACUGGACUCAAACAACGAACGAGCCCGGGAAAAAAGUAGGAAUCUUUUACCAAUAGAAGUAAAGAACUGAGGAAGCAAGGAGAAGCUCCUUGUUAUUUGAGAAGAUGAUCCAUAAUUUAUAUGUACCAUUGGAUCAACAGUAUUCUUUUGAUUACCAAAAUAAAAUACAUAUUUAAUGUCAAAUUUUUGAUCCCAUAAAUGAGAAAGCAAAC
Eruca vesicaria subsp. sativa (arugula) is the source of this 1840-nucleotide messenger RNA. The record is from the annotation of a GenBank genome assembly. NCBI's taxonomy places the organism in Eukaryota, Viridiplantae, Streptophyta, Magnoliopsida, Brassicales, Brassicaceae.